CAUGAUGUUUCCCUAGAGGCUCUGUGACCCCCUCUUCAGGUUCCCUCCCAGAUUGGGGGGGGUGCUAUCUGCAACUGGGAAGCGGGUUUGUCUCUCAGGCUUCAGGGGGCGCUUCCUCACUGAAAAACGCGCUUUUGUGGGUUUUCUCAAGCUGCAGUUACUCCCUUCAGGUGUUAGUUAAAACCUCGUGGUGCGUCCCUGGCCGCCCCCACCCUCCUAGGCCCCAACCCUGAGGCGGUGGGGAUGCGGAGGACGCGUACGCCUCUUCCGCUCCUCCAGCCCACUAGAGGGCAGUGCGGCCGCACCUGGUCCUUCCCGAAGUGCUUCGCGCCCGGCCCCUUCCGCGUGGGUGAGUGAAUGUGAGAGUCAGCGUCGCGCCGCGCUCGCCGUCCGCCUCCGCUGCGCGGCGCCCUUAGUUCGGCUGCGAGGGGCGGGCGCGCGCGUAAAGUCAUAGAGACGGGCGUUGAGCUCUCGGGCUAGAGCGUCGCCGAGUCGGAGCCGGAGCCCGAGCCGCGCGCUGUGUCUCCGCUGCGUCCGCCGAGGCCCCCGAGUGUCAGGGACAAAAGCCGCCGCUGCGCCGCCUGCUCUCGCCGCCGGGGCUCAUCCGCCGCCGCCACCCUGAGGAGAGUCUGCCGCCGUCGCCACCCGUGAGGAUCCGAGAGCCAUGUCGGCCAGCAGCCUCUUGGAGCAGAGACCAAAAGGUCAAGGAAACAAAGUACAAAAUGGAUCUGUACAUCAGAAGGAUGGAUUAAAUGAUGAUGAUUUUGAACCUUACUUGAGUCCACAGGCGAGGCCCAAUAAUGCAUAUACUGCCAUGUCAGAUUCCUACUUACCCAGUUACUACAGUCCCUCGAUUGGCUUCUCCUAUUCUUUGGGUGAAGCUGCUUGGUCUACUGGGGGUGACACAGCCAUGCCAUAUCUAACUUCCUAUGGACAGCUGAGCAACGGAGAGCCUCACUUCCUACCAGAUGCAAUGUUUGGGCAACCAGGAGCCCUUGGUAGCACUCCAUUUCUUGGUCAGCAUGGUUUUAAUUUCUUUCCCAGUGGGAUUGACUUCUCAGCUUGGGGAAAUAACAGUUCUCAGGGACAGUCUACUCAGAGCUCUGGAUAUAGUAGCAAUUAUGCUUAUGCACCUAGCUCCUUAGGUGGAGCCAUGAUUGAUGGACAGUCAGCUUUUGCCAGCGAGACCCUCAAUAAAGCUCCUGGCAUGAAUACUAUAGACCAAGGGAUGGCAGCACUGAAGUUGGGUAGCACAGAAGUUGCAAGCAAUGUUCCUAAAGUUGUAGGCUCUGCUGUUGGUAGCGGAUCCAUUACUAGUAACAUUGUGGCUUCUAAUAGUUUACCCCCAGCUACCAUUGCUCCUCCAAAACCAGCUUCUUGGGCUGAUAUUGCUAGCAAGCCUGCAAAACAGCAACCUAAGUUGAAGACCAAGAAUGGUAUUGCAGGGUCAAGUCUUCCACCACCCCCAAUAAAGCAUAACAUGGAUAUUGGAACUUGGGAUAACAAGGGUCCUGUUGCAAAAGCCCCUUCACAGGCUUUGGUUCAGAAUAUAGGCCAGCAGCCAACCCAGGGGUCUCCCCAGCCUGUAGGUCAGCAGGCUAACAAUAGCCCACCAGUGGCUCAGGCAUCAGUAGGGCAACAGACACAGCCAUUGCCCCCACCUCCACCACAGCCUGCCCAGCUCUCAGUCCAGCAACAGGCAGCUCAGCCAACCCGCUGGGUAGCACCUCGGAACCGUGGCAGUGGGUUUGGUCAUAAUGGGGUGGAUGGUAAUGGAGUAGGACAGUCUCAGGCCGGGUCUGGAUCUACUCCUUCAGAACCUCACCCAGUGUUGGAGAAACUACGGUCCAUUAAUAACUAUAACCCCAAGGAUUUUGACUGGAAUCUGAAACAUGGCCGGGUUUUCAUCAUUAAGAGCUACUCUGAGGACGAUAUCCACCGUUCCAUUAAGUAUAAUAUCUGGUGCAGCACAGAGCAUGGUAACAAGAGACUGGAUGCUGCUUAUCGCUCAAUGAACGGGAAAGGCCCCGUUUACUUACUUUUCAGUGUCAACGGCAGUGGACACUUCUGUGGCGUUGCGGAAAUGAAAUCUGCUGUGGACUACAACACAUGUGCAGGCGUGUGGUCCCAGGACAAAUGGAAGGGUCGUUUUGAUGUCAGGUGGAUUUUUGUGAAGGACGUUCCCAAUAGCCAGCUGCGACACAUUCGCCUAGAGAACAACGAGAAUAAACCAGUGACCAACUCCAGGGACACUCAGGAAGUGCCUCUGGAAAAAGCUAAGCAGGUGUUGAAAAUCAUAGCCAGCUACAAGCACACCACUUCCAUUUUUGAUGACUUCUCACAUUAUGAGAAACGCCAAGAGGAAGAAGAAAGUGUUAAAAAGGAACGUCAAGGUCGUGGAAAAUAAAGGGCAGUUCUUCACAGACUGCAGCAACGGUUUCAUCUGCAUAUUCUAAGAGGAAAAAAAUGACCUUCAAGAGAAUUAGGACUUUUUUCUUAAUUUCAUUGACUUCAGAGACGAUGGCAGACUUACAGUUUAAGUAUUGGAAUUUCACAAAAGACAUAGGACUUAACUGGAAAAAGAAAAAAAAAGAAAAAGAAAAAACUAAACAAAAAAUCCCUCUAGAUAGUUUAGAUGAAAAAUGUCCCUUUUUAUUUUGGCUUUGGUUGUGAUUUCAGAGCAUAAUGCUUUUUUUUCUUUGUCUUUUUACUAUGUUUUUCGGAUUUUAAAGUCCGUAAGUGCAUACAGUUUUCUCUAAUUUUUAAACCCUUUCCUCCUCCCAUUUUGACAUUUGCACUUGGAGAACACCUGAGUUUUGAAGGUAUGGGCCUCCACCCCAGAAAGUGGGAAUUUGGUUUUUCCCUUCCGAACUAGAAGAACAAUUUCAUGAAGAAUUUUUGUCUUGGAGAAUUUAACAGUGUUACCCAAGGUUGUGUCUUUAAGGGUGGUUCAUUUUCUCUUACCCUUUGUUACUCAAAGUAAAGUACUAGGAGUCCUAAGAAAUGUUCUGUUCUUGUACAUUAUACUGAUUAAGUCAGGAUUAAUUUGAUUUCACAGCUAAGAACAGUGGUAAAAACUUGUUUACAGAAAUGCAUUUUGGAAGAGAAAAAUAUUGUAAAACGUGUAGUGAAUGUUUCUUCAGUUUCUUGUUCAGCAAAUGAGGAAAGGGCAUUGCCUUUCUUUUUACCAUUAAUCACUUCUCAAUAAACGUGAGAUCCUGUUGAGCAUCACUUUUACUACCAUUUAUUAGUAUUAUUUGAGUCUGGUAUAUUUUAUGAAAGAUUUAGAAUGUAAGGAGUUUUAAUGAGGUGGAAACUAUUUUUAGAAAGUUUGCUGAGAUGAAAUAGUUCAGGCUUGUUUUUUGUACCCAGAGCUAGAUAACCAUGACCUUUGCAAAGGUGGGCCACAAUUUAUAAUGCUUUAUUUAUGGAUACCUCCCAGAGAAGGUAGAGCCACUGCUAAGUCAUUCAAUAAAUACUUGAUUGUGAGUGCUUAUUAGGUGCCAGGCACUGUGCUAACUCUACAGAAACCUGGCCAGAUUCUUGUGUGCAAAAGAGAGCCCAGUAUCAAGGAUGUAAGUGUUUAAUCUGAAAUAUGGCUUAUGUAGACUGGAUUCCACAUGGAUGUAGCUCCAAGAAUAAAUUCCAGUGGGCUUGGAUCUUCACGAACCAUGUAACCAUAAUGGUAUUUUAUUCACCCUUGUUUAUCUUCUAAGGUUUGGGGCUCCUCUGCCUUAAAGAUUUUUAGCCCUAAGAUGUCCCAGUGUUGGAAAGGUAGUUAAAUGUGUGAAAACUUACAUAAGAAAGGGUUCUGAAAAUGGGUUCUGAACAGUGUUUGCCCGCAAAUGACUUUAUUCAUCCUAGUCUACACAGCCCAGGCUACUAAAUCAAGGGUGUGUGGUAAAAUUAAUAAGUGCUGAUUUCUAAUUACCAUGAUAGUUGAUACUUCAAGUUGAGAACUCUUUCUAUCUGAGGCACAGUACAGCAUACCUAGAUAUUCCUUCCUAUUUGUCAAGCUUUAUAAAAUACAUCCCUCCCAAAUUGGGGAGUCCUUUGUGUUUUCAUCAGUUUGGAGAUGCCCAGUCUCCAAAUUAGAAAUGUAACAUUUAGUGUUUUCAAUUUUAGCUAAAAUUUUUGUGACUUUCGAGGACUCCCAUGCGUUUAAUUGUUUGGUAUUUCACCUUCAAAAGGGAAAAUAUCCAGAGAAAACACAAAUUCAAAAGCAAUUUUACAUAGAUUUUCCUACCUUGUGUUCAGGUUGUGGAUAUGAGAUCAUUCAAGAUGCCUUUUUGCAAUUUGAAAUGUUAGUUUAAUUUAAGCCAAUGCUUCCCAGUCUUUUCACAUCUGUAGAAAAUACUGGUGUGACUUUGGAUGCAGACUGACCUUAAGAAUUGGAGACCCUAAGGAAUUGCUCACCUUAUUCUCCCUGAGUGUUGGGGGUGGUCAGAAUGUGGGAUUUGUGUGUUUUUUUUAAAAAUCUAAAAACCAAUUGGCAUUAUUUGUAGUAUAAAAAUUGGAUUAUGUUCAUUCUAAGAGUUUGGUCCAAAAGUCGGUUUGGUGAAGACCCCAAAAUGCAUCUAAACUAGUUCUCUUUAUUUGCUAAAUGACAACUUGGCCAGUGGAGAUUGUUGACUUUUGACUAUUUGUCCUUAAUGGUUUUGUUCUGUUGUCAUUUGUGAAUGUAAUACUUUGAAUACCCAUGUUUGGUUACUUUUCUCCUUUGUUGAAGAUGUGGGGAAACUGACCAAUCUCACUAUAUACCAUCAGCGUCAAUUCAAAGCAUUUUAAACCUUUAAUAUGAACAAAAUGUAUAAAUCUUCCAUUUAUUCAAUUUAAUCUUAGUUAUAUUUGAUUGGCUAUUGUCCUCCAAUAUGUUCAUUUUUUUAAAGAAAACUUAUUUUGGAGUAAUUUUAGACUUCUGCAAAAAUAGUAUGCAGAGUUCUCAUGUACCCUUCACUCAGCUUUCUUCAAAUUUUAACAUUUUACAUAACCAUAGUAUAGUUAUUCCAAACAGUAAGUAUUGAUACAGUACUGUUAACUAAUCUACAGACCUUAUUUGGAUGUGCCAGUUAUCCAAGGAAUGUCCCUCUUUUCCUGUCUCAGUAUCCGAUUUAGGAUCCCACAUGUAUUUAAGUUGUUGUAGCCUCUAAGAGCCUGUCAGUUCUUUAAUCUUCACCUUUUAUGACUUUGACGCUUGGAGAGUACUAGCCAGUUAUUUAAUAGAAUGCCCCUCAGAUUUGUCUGAUAUUUUCUUACUAUUAGAUUGAAGUUAUUUUUUUGGCAAGAAUGCACAAAAGUCAUGUGCCCUCAGUGCAUUAUCAGGAUAUAUGAUGUCCGUAUGUCUUAUUACUGGUGAUGUUAACUUGGAUCAAUUGGUUAAGGUAGUGUCUGCUGGAUUUCUCUACUGUAAAGUUACUGAUUUUCCCUUUGUAAUAACAGGGAUAUGCUUUAAAACUAUUGUUCUUUGGUUCACUGAUUUUGACAUCUCUGGAUUGUUAUUGCCUGCAACAAGUGGCAUUUGCCAAGUGUUAAUUCACUAUUGUCUAUUAUUUCUUCUACAUUGAGACUAAUCAGAGUUCUGUAAUGAGGAGUUUUCCCCUCAUUAUAAUUGAUAAUGAUUGAUAUAUUUAUUCAAUUAUAUCAGUAUGGACUCAGGAAUAUUUAUUCCAUGGGUUAGUGCUAUCAUUUAUUUUGUUGCUCAAAUUGUCCCAACUUUGGCCAUUGGGAGCGCCUUCAAGUUGGCUCUUGUGUCCUUUUGACUUCCCCCAACGUUUUUUGGAGACCUUAUUUUCUGGUACUACAAAAUGUUCCUGGAUAGUUCUGUAAUUUCUCUGCCCCAGCCCCAUUUCUCCAAGGAGCCAGGUUCCUUUUAUUGGAAAACAUUUAGAAACCACCCCUUGGUUUGUUUUUUUAAAGCAGUUCUUUAAAUGGCAAGAUAAAGUGGAAUUUUUAUUACUGAUAAUAGAUGGAGGAUUAUUUAGCCUAGUCAAAAUAACCACUUCAUUUCUUCCUCUCCUUUUAUGGCACUAUAUAGGAAUCUUACGGAGCUAUGGAGAGGGCUUUCACUUGACAUAAUCACCUAGAGUGGGCCCAAUGAAUGUGCGUUAGUUUGCACCUGUCCAUAAUUUUUACCUGUAGCCUAGUAAAUAGAGACCCAAAAUAUUGGAAGCCCUGGUUUCUACCCCACCUAAACUAUUUUAGGGGUUCAGAGCUUUUUCUACCUGUGAGAAAAUAAAUGGUCAUAUACUAAAA
Hipposideros armiger (great roundleaf bat) is the source of this 6252-nucleotide messenger RNA. It is a transcript of the gene YTHDF2, whose product is annotated as YTH N6-methyladenosine RNA binding protein F2. Gene Ontology annotation, molecular function: N6-methyladenosine-containing RNA reader activity; mRNA binding. The record is from RefSeq and is a predicted model, not a curated record. Lineage: Eukaryota; Metazoa; Chordata; Mammalia; Chiroptera; Hipposideridae. Gene Ontology annotation, cellular component: cytoplasm. Bases 665 to 2407 code for a protein of 580 amino acids. The transcript has 5 exons. Gene Ontology annotation, biological process: mRNA destabilization.